GAGUGGGGUAGAACCAAGAGGGAUCGCAUAGCUGCGUUUCGAUUAAUGAUAUCACAGCGGAUAAUAAUACGUGUGUUGAAUAUGACUUCUCAUGCGGAAUAGGGGCUGUUCUGCUUUCGCCAUUGUUUCCGCUAGGAUUUAGAGAUGGUUCUUGAUUGGGGAGCGUCAUCCAGGCAAGUUGCGAACCAGAGUAAUCUACUCACCUUGUCGCCACCUCCUGGUUUAGAUGGAGUUGUGGAGUAUCAUUCGCAUCCCACACUAUGGAUUAACCCGUAGUAGUCGAUCAAGUAGGCGUCGUCCAUCCGCUCGUAAGGAUGGCCGUCUGCGGUUGCAGUGUCUCUACAAUAUCUUCGAAUCUCCUCCCUCAGCACCCCCCUUGUUGCGUGCGCAGGCUUUGUCGAACACGGUGCUCACGCCUUGCAUCGGUUUUCCAUUGCAAGUUGUUGUUUUGUCCGUAUGUUAUGCACACGUCUUGUGCCAUGUUUCUCCAUGGUGCUCCCACACCGCAGCGUCCUCAUCAUUGUUGUUUUGACCAUAUGGAGCGGUUCUUGGUCGGAGGGAUGCUGAACGAAUGCGCAGUCUACGGCCCGCAUUGCGUGCUUGUUGUUGCCAGCCGUUCCCCCAUCUGAUGUGCCUGUGUUGCUUUCUUCUCCAUCAGAUCCUCUUCAUCCUCGUUUGGGUCGGGCAUGCCAUUCCACUCCUGCUCUGUUGUACGCUUCCGAUGUGGCUUUACUAGGUGUGCAGUGCAUGUGGCGUGCCAUGAUGCAAUCCCGACUCGCAUGCGAGUGAGAGUGAGUUGCGUUCGUAUGCGCGCAUGUUGCCGCGUUUCGCUGCCACGGGUGAUCGCGCUAUUGCAUGCGUGCGCACCCCUUGCCGCACGUACGUGUAGUCUUUUUUGGAGUUGCUUGGUCGUGCGGUGCUGUCGAUAACAGUGCAAGCUUCACAUCCUCAGAGUAUCCUUCAGCGCUACCCCAGUAGCGGGUUUGGAGUCGAAGGUGCAUGCGAGGUUUUCUGGCCUGAUUUCGAAAUUGAGUGACUGCAUUUGUGCAACGUGAAUUGCGUGCGGUUCUUUUGUGCGGCAUUGAACCAUGUGUCUUGUGUGGUGCAGGUGCCUCUGCGACACUACUACAAGUCGGGCGACUUCAAGGAGCAUGUCAGCACAGCCCCGCUCGGCAUGAGCGGGCGGCUGGCCAGCAGCUUCGCCGAGUUGCUCAGGCUAAUGUGGGCUGGAACGCACACGGUGCUGUUUCCCAGUGAGUUGAAGCAGCUCAUCGCAGAGAGGCGGCCCGAGUUCGGGGGCUACCAGCAGCACGACGCCCAGGAGGUGUUGACGUUCUUGUUGGAUGGGCUCCACGAGGAUGUGAACAAGGCCCCGUACCCGCGGCCCAUCGUGGAGGAUCCUUCCACGAACGACAAGAGCGACGUGCAGAUAGCAACGGAGGCAUGGUCGGGCAACCUGCAGAGGAACAACUCGAAAAUCGUUGACAUUUUCCAGUUCCAGGUGCGCUCGGAGGUGCAGUUUCCCGACGCCGACGACAGGUCGCUCAAGUUCGAGCCCAUGAUGUACCUCACCCUCCCCGUCCCGAAGCCGCCGCACAAGAUGACCGUGACGGUUUUGCCGCUUGAGUACCCAGAAAAGCCACCUGCUCGGCGCACUGUGCAGAUUGCCAAGGACCGUACGUUUGCAGAUUUGGCGGACAAGUUGUACGAAGGCGAACCCACCGCGUCUUCGAGCUCGUCCUUCCCACGGCAGUCGAGGAGAGUCGUAUUUGGAGAGCUCGUCUUUAAUCGGCUGACGAAGCUGAUGUCCAACGACCAGAGGCUAGAGGAGGUGCGCUCCUACCAGGAUAUAUGGGCGUUCGAGGUAGCUGUCGGGGACGCUCUGACUUCUCGAGAGCCCGAUGAGGUCAUCGAGUUCGGGGUGGCACACCGCCGAAAACGGAACAGGGCUAGCUGCUCUGGGGCUCACGAGUACUACACGUGCUUCGCCCCUCCGCUGAUCUUCCCCUUCGUGCGCGGUGCUACGACGUCCACGGAAGUCGCCGCUCUGGCGCGGCGCGCUGUGGAGCGGAUAACCCCUCACGGGAACGUGCAGGUCUUGCUCACGACCGCGGGUAGCUCCGACUGCUCGGAGGGAUCCAAGCUGGUGGAGACCGACGAGCCUUACAGGGCCGUUGAUGGAGAGGUGUUAUGCAUAAACGUGCUGCCUCUGACGGACGACGGUCAGAACGCUCUGGAGGCCUCGGACCUCUCCGUCCCGGACGUCGUGACAGAGGCCGCGGGCUGCGCCGGCCCGGCCCCCGCCUUCCGGGCGAGCCUCCAGGACUGCCUGGAGGCGUUUACUCGACGGGAGGAACUAGCAGAGGAGGAUCGAGUGAGGUGCGAGAAGACCGGCAACGUCGAGAGGUCGCUGAAGAAGCUGGACUUGUGGACUGCGCCGGAGUGCCUCAUCAUCCACCUCAAGAGGUUUGGCUCCGAUCAGGCAUAUGGUCCAUUGGAGAAGGUGGACACUUUCGUGGACGCGCCGUUGGAUCUGGAUUUGACUCCGUGGGUGCUCGGCCCGUCGGACGAGAAGCAGUUCCAGUACAGAUUGUACGCCGUGGUGAACCAUUCCGGCACUCUUCGCUACGGGCACUACACUGCGUAUGGUCGUGUCGGCGAAGGGCCCGACAGGCAGUGGUUUCACUUCAACGACUCUUCUGUCACGAAAGCGGACGAGUCGAAGGUGGUGUCCCAGGAGGCAUACAUCCUAUUCUACGAGAGGCGGCUGUUGGUGCACGUGCACGUCGGAGACGAGCAUCCAGGGAUGCAUGAGUAG
Prorocentrum cordatum is the source of this 2818-nucleotide messenger RNA. Lineage: Eukaryota; Dinophyceae; Prorocentrales; Prorocentraceae. The record is from the annotation of a GenBank genome assembly.